AUGUCCACCAAGGAAGACGAACAUGAUCCAGUGGAAACCAACAGAAAGGCUCCCAUCUGCCUGGGAAGUUCAGUUGGCAGUCCACCGACUCCAGAGCUGAUGAGUUACUAUGAUGAGGAAGUCGCCAGACUGCACCAUGCGGAGGACUGCCACGAAACGGGGUGCCUGUGCUCGAGCCGGGAGACCCAUUUUAGCCACGCUGAGUACCAUGAUAAAGAUCUGAUGACUGAGGAUGACAUUUAUUGCUGCUCUUUGUCAAAGACGUUGUGCCAUACCUCCACCCCGGUCACCGUGGGUUUUUAUUCGCCCUGCGGGACUCGCAUCCACUCCCUACUGGACCAGAUUGCAGGAUGCAUGCUCAAAGAAUCAAUCCGAAGGGAAGAAGCUGAAUACCAUAGGACUCACCAGAGGUCCCGAGUCCCCGAAGGAAUGAACUACCUGACCCUCCUCUGGUAUAUCGUCUUCUACCAACCCGUCAUCACUGAGGUGCACCUGCGAAGGAAAACCAUUGAGUUCCUCUUCAUAAGAUUCAGCGCCUGGGAAUAUGCAGGCAGCGACAAAUUGUGGGCAGGGCUGGUCACCACCCUGUGUGACCAUAUCCGCCACCACUUCGGUCCUCUUCCCCUGAGUUUCUACCACGUGGUGGGAAGCCGUCCGCAAUUCGCCUCAGGAUUCACCCAAGAUGAGUGGAGGCUUAAAAAGAAAACGUGUUGCGCCGCAGGAGGCCUUAUUGUGAUUUUGCUAGCUGGCGCAGGCCUGGCUACUACCGCCCUCCUUGUGCCAGGGAUAAGGGACGGCACGGUCUUGAAGUACCUUGGUAGCACUUUUGCCGCCAUUUCGGGCUCAGGCUUCGUCAUCGCCCUCAGUCCUGUGAUUAAGCACUUGAUCAUCAGCCAGAAGAAGAAGAUCGAGAGCAUGACCAGCGAUGAGAAGUUCACCAGCCACCUGGGCUUCAUGAGUGCCGUGAAGAGCGAGAUCGAGGUCCUCACCAGCUUUAUCUACUACAUGGAGAUCUUCGAACGUCGGCGAUUGAGGAUCGUCUUUGAGAUCACCUGCUUGGAUAUGUGCUACCCCGAACGGGUGGUUGGGGUGUUGAACGCCAUCAACACGCUCCUUUCCGACAGGAACGCCCCCUUCAUCUUCAUCCUGGUGGUUGACCCCUGCGUCAUCACUUCUUGCUUGGAGCAAGCCAGCACCAUGAAGGGAAUGGCGGACAACGGCUACCUCUACCUCAACCGCACCGUGACGCUUCCCUUCUCCAUCCCGGAAAUCGGCAUCAAGUCCAAGAUGCGUUGCUUGCACGAGGCCUUCCAGACUCGGGAAGACCUGAUGUACGGCAUCAUCACAAGGAACAUGGAGUUGGGGGUGACCAAGGCUAAAGGGAAGAGUGAAGCUCUGGUGAACUUAGAAGCAGUGCCUCAAGAAGAUCAACCGCAGAUCGAUGCUAUGGCUGUGCAAUACAUCCACGAAGCUUUUCACUGCUUGCAUAACGAACAGGAUUGCCUCUACCAUUACGUCCCCGAUAGCAUUAUCCAGAUGAGGAGGAUCGUCAACACCAUCCCCAUUACGAUCCGGCUGAUGACACAACAGCACCUGUUGAGGCACAGCCUCUGUCCCCGGUCAGUGGCCAGUUGGGUAGUGUUGGCGAACCAGUGGCCGUGCCGGUUGAGUUGGAUUCUCCAACGGAUGGAGGACAAGCUGCAGUGCCAACCACCCAAGGGUUAUGAGAAGGAAUUGAUGUGGGACGUCUUCGUGGAGACCUGCCCUGAGUUGUUCUCCAAGCACAAGGAACUCGAGAACAUCAUGGCCUUGGAUGGCGACCCUGAGCUUUUUGAGAAAUUCUUGUCCGGCGAUUUCCCCUUCACCGUACAAGAAGGGAAGAGAUUCCUGAAGUACACUGUGAAUUUAGACCAUUCCAUAAGAUAUAAGAUGGGACAGCUGCAGGCUCUGGCUACUCUGGAGAACUACAGGAAAGGUGGAACAGAUUCAGAGAAGAGGGCUUAG
Molecule: messenger RNA, 2004 nt
Organism: Thamnophis elegans (Western terrestrial garter snake)
Lineage: Eukaryota; Metazoa; Chordata; Lepidosauria; Squamata; Natricidae
Product: NTPase KAP family P-loop domain-containing protein 1-like
Exons: 4
Coding region: 1-2004 (667 amino acids)
Source: RefSeq, a predicted model, not a curated record